This is a messenger RNA of Neomonachus schauinslandi (Hawaiian monk seal), 14112 nucleotides long. It is a transcript of the gene DNHD1, whose product is annotated as dynein heavy chain domain 1. The coding region runs from base 1 to 14112 and encodes 4703 amino acids. Gene Ontology annotation, biological process: microtubule-based movement. The transcript is spliced from 42 exons. The record is from RefSeq and is a predicted model, not a curated record. Gene Ontology annotation, cellular component: dynein complex. Gene Ontology annotation, molecular function: ATP binding; minus-end-directed microtubule motor activity; dynein intermediate chain binding. NCBI's taxonomy places the organism in Eukaryota, Metazoa, Chordata, Mammalia, Carnivora, Phocidae.
AUGAGAUCACAGUCCAUGGCUGUAUUGCUCACCAUUGUACCCUUAUCACAGUCCCUGGCACAAUACGUGCUUGGUGAGACCCAGCAGCCAGGAGCCUGGAACUGGCAAUCAGAGCCUGAACAGUGGGCGAGGUCAGUUCGACAGCAGUUGAAUGCCCAGCUCCUCUUGGUCUCAGAGCGGAAGGCAGGUCCAUCUCCUGAAGACGCGGCAUCUGAAGACCGUGAAUCCCAGCACUCCGUCUGUGUUCCAGAAGCAGAAGAGCAGCCCCAGGACCAUCAGAGGCAGCAGAGGAAGUUCCUGAAGGCAGUGAGCCAGUCACAGCAGCCCACGGUGCUGGAGCUCCUGGUGGCGGAGCUCCAAACUCUGUUCUCAGCUGUGCUGCAGGACGGCAGCCCCGCAGCUUGGCACUACCUGCAUGCCGUGCUGCAUCUGCUGCCUCCAUAUCGUGCACUGCUUGUUGGUCGCCUUGAUCUGCUGCCCUUCCUGGAGCAGCUGUCCCACUGGGCCCCUUGGGUCCAAUCCCAGUUCCAGCUGGACCUGCUAGAUGCCAUUGAGCAGGCCUUCCCCCCAGAUACCUCUUUGUUAGAGGGUGCCUCCCAUAUUGAGUGCUGUCCCCAGAAGCAGAAGUUCCAUCAUGGGCCCCCACGCCCAGCCUGCCCUUUUGUGCAGGCCCGGUGGGGUGGGCAGCAAGUAGGGGAGGAGUUGGCUACAUGGCUGCGACCAUUGACACUGCCUGAGCUACAGCACAGCCUGGGUAUUGUUGGUGCUCAGGUGGCCCUGAGAGAGGCCUGGUGGCUAGAUGGCCUUAGCCUCCUGCCCUUGGCACUGGCGACAGACAUCCCCAUACAGUAUGAAUGCAGGAGCACUGACAACGCAGUGGAGGAACCUGUUGGAAGAACAGAGACUAAGCCUCAGCUUGAUUCAGAAGUUCCUGGUAAGGAGACCUUCCAGAAGAGAAGCACUAGCUUCUCACCUCAGACUUCCCUCCUGGGUAGCCAGGUGAAGACCAUUCUGAAGACAGAGAGAUACCUGAAGAAGAUCCACUUCCUCUAUCUCAAUGUAGCUCCCAGCCGGUACUUUAGGCCCUAUAGCCUGAUGGUGGUGCCACCAAAGAAGGUGAACCCUGAGCACUACAUCUUCUCUCCCUUUGGGAUCCUGCAUGUGCAUCCUGUGGAGGGCAGUGAGACAAUGACGCUGGGCACCUGGCACCGCCACUCUGUCCUCUGGCAGCAGCUCCAGUCCAUUCCAUUCUUCAAAUAUUGCCUCUUAUACAAGGCCUUGACCCGUUGGAAGAGGAACGUGACGUUACAGAGGCUCCACCGGUGCCGGACUUUCCUCGGGAAGCACCUGCUCUUGGCUGUGCCCCACUUUGGAGCUGGGCUUCUGCAUAUUAGCAGGCUUUUGCAGGAGCUGCGCUCUGUAUCCUGGCUCCCCCAAGAGUCGGAUCGAUGCUACGAGCUGCUGGACUUGCAGCGGGCUCUAGCCAAGGAGAACCACAAGGCUCUGAGGCUGCUCAGUCGCUGCCUGCACCUCUGCACAUUCAUCCUGCAACUGGUUCGUGAGGAUACGUAUCACAUGCAGCAGGGCCUGCAGGAGCGAGUGAAAAACUGCAAGAGGAUCAGGACGGACCAACGCUCCGUAUACCUUCAGAGGGUAGAGUGCCAACAGCUGGAGCAGAAGCUGAAGCAGGCAGAGGCCUGGUUGCUGCGGCUGGGACAGCUGGCCCGCCUAGUAGACUACAUGAUUUGCCAGAGCCUUGUGUCUAUCGUAGAAGAGGAGAUAACCUCCUUUGUGGCCAACAUGCUGCAAGCCCCAAGGAAGAAACCCUUUCUCUCAGCCCAGCUGGUCUUUGACAAUCAUGGCCAGCUGUCUCAUGAGCCGUGUAUUGAAAAUAUGAUCCAGAUUUUAAAUGUGGGCCUGCAGUCUGUCAAGGCCUCUGUCCUGAAGGUAAUGCAAUCUCCAGACCUGAAGACCCCCUGCGACUCCUUGUAUUCUGAAGAAGAAGAUGAAGAGGAAGAUUCGAACACGCAAUUUGUGAUGCCCAAGCUCCAGGGCCAGCCCAGCGAUGCUGUGCACAUCUUCUGUGGCCCGAAUAUAGGGUUGGUGUGGCCCUGGAAAUCUCACACUAUUACCGAAGCCCUAGAGGUCCGUGGGUACCGGCUACGGGGCCAGUACUUGCCCCCCAAUUAUAAGCAGCUGCAAGAGGAUCUGGACAACAAUCCUCGGAUCCAGCAAGCACUGACUACGCAACAGGCCUUGCUGGAGGGCAUGCUGUGGGAGGUGAAGGAAUUCUGCAGGGAACAUCACUGGAUGACAGGCAUUCAUCAGUUCCUGCAAGCCUGGGGGCCUCAGAAGCUGGAGUCCAUGAGAGCUUGUCCUAUCAAGAACUACGUGAUGCUGGUGGGCUGCCUGAACAUUUGGCAGACCCAUGUCUCCAAUAUACCUGACAAGUUGGUCACAAAAGGCAGAUUGAUGCUGCUGAGCUGCCAUCACAUACAGUCAGAGAUGGAAUCCAAGCUGGAUAGCAUCAGGAAGGACAUUCUCACACAUGUGCAGAAUGAGUGCUGGACCCUCAGUCAGCAACUAAUAACAGAGCUCAUGGAUUUCACGGAGGUCUUCCAAACCAUCAACUCAGACAUUCAUACCAUUGCACGGUGCUCCCAGAAGUUGAACGAGGCCAAUGAGCAGUACAACACACUGGAGGAGCGAAUGGAAUACAUACGGUCACUCCACGAACUCAUCCGGAACCACUUUAGCCUCUUUAGUGCUGAGAACGAGGCACUGGACAUCUCGGUGAGAAGGCAAUUCCCGAAGUCACCCAUGCCUCCCAGCCUCAUCCUGCCCUACCCCACAGGGGACGAGAGUCCUGUGCCCUUGCCAGUCCGUGGGACCCGUCCGAUUGUGCUGCAGCAGCGCAUCUGGCAUCUGUACCGGGUCAUCUCUGAGAGCAUCAGCGAAUGGAAGUGCGUGGCUUUUGCCAAGUUCAGCAUGACUAUGGCCCAGGAGAAGACAGACGGCUGGCUGACGGAGGCAGCCCGGAUGAGUACAAGCCUGGGGCUGCACAGCCCAGUCCUGCAGUGCUGCGUGCGCAUCCUGGAGGAGUUUCGCAGCUACCUGCCAUUACUGACCAAGCUGGGCAGCCUCCAGCUGCAGAGCCUCCAAGCCCUUCUCAGAGCCUUAGGGCUAGACAGUCUCUACAACAUGGAACUCCUAACACUGGGCCAGCUGCUCACUUGUCCGCUGCUGGAUUUUGCAGAUCGAAUCAAUCAGAUCUGGCAGGGUGAAAAUGAACGAAUCCAUGCCCAAGAAACCCUACGGCGGCUGCAGCGGGUCUGGGAGUCACGCCAGCUUCGCCUCAUCAACUUCAUCCUGCAUGUGCCCUAUGAGCCCCCAGCCUUGGAGCGCUCCAAGAAGCAAGUGAUCCGUAGCCCCCAGUGGGAGGUGGUGGCCAAGGAGAGCGGCACCUUCAUCCUUUCAGAUUACAGCAGCCUGCAGGAUUCUAUCCAGGAAAGUCUUCAGGUGUUGUUCAAGAUCCUGGCCAUCCAAAAGUCAGGAGACUUAAACAAAGUAGCUUUGGAGUGGGUAACCAUCAUGCACAGCCUGAGUGCCCUGCUGGAGGUGUGGGUGACUUUCCAGCAGCAGUGGAUUUUUCUGAAUAAAGUUCUGCACGAGAUGAAGAUCGAGUUUCCUAGUCCUGACCUGAACUCCCGGUUCAAGGCCACGGAUGAUCAGUAUCGGACCCUGAUGCAGAUCUCUGUAGAUGACCCCCUGGUUCUGUCACUUAUAGUGCCCAGUGUCAAGCGGAGCCCUCAUUUCCAAGGCCAGCAGCUGCAGCAGCUGCUGCAAGCAGGCUCCAUGGAGCUGGAGGGCAUCAUUAUGGCUCUGAAGAACGUGCUCUAUAGUGUGUGUGCUCAUUUCCCCCGCCUCUUCUUCCUCAGUGAUAGUGAGCUGGUGGCCCUGCUGGCUGCCCCACUGGAGUCCUGUGAGGCUCAGCUGUGGGUAAGACGCUGCUUUCCUCAUGUGCACGCUGUGAGCUUCACGUCCAGCCCACCUGACGAACACAUGGGUGACCGGGAGGCAAGCCCCAACACAUCGACUCAGGUGGAGGCCCUGGCAGUGCUGGGGGCAGGUGGGGAGGAGGUGAAGCUGCAGAGGUCCGUUCCCCUGCAUCCAGAUCUCCCCAAGUGGCUGGCCUCCCUGGAGAAGUGCCUGCGUUCGGCUCUGGUGCACAAGUUGCAGGGCUGUGUGGCUUCCCGCCUUGCUCUGGGCCCACCGAUGGAUGAGGCCUUCAAGCAGCUGCCCCAGAAAGACCAGCUGCCCCCACAGCUGUUCGCCCACCACUGGCUCCACCUAGUCCAGGCCUUCCCUUGGCAGUGUGUGCUGGUGGCUGAGGAAGUGGUGUGGCGGGCGGAGGUGGAGGAGGCUCUGCUCGGGGGGAGGACCUCGGCCAUGGUCCCCGUGCAUGUGUGCAAGCUCGAGACACUGGUGCACUUUAUACGGGCCCGGAGGGCCUCCCAGGGCGAGCAGCCCCUGGCUUCUGUCCGCCAGACCAGCCUGCUCAGUGCCCUGCUGGUCAUGGCAGUGACUCACCGGGAUAUAGCACAGCUCCUGCAGGAGCACCAGGUCAGCGAUCUGACAGAUUUCCACUGGGCUCGCCAACUCAAAUACCACCUGGGUUCACCUCACAUCGUCCCCCAAAGCCCCCUGCAGAGUCUCAAGACGAUUGCAUCGGCUGCGACUUCUCCGUCGCCAGCGGCGUGCUGGGUAGACGUGCUAGGCCGGUCCUUCCUGUACAAUUAUGAGUACCUGGGUCCCAGACUGGGGUCUCUGCCCAGCAUGCUGCCUGAGCGGCCAGCCCUGGUACUGCUGCUGGCUCUGGAGGAGGUGGCCUGUGGGACUCUGCUGGGCCCCGAGGGAGUAGGCAAGGCAGCCACGGCGAAGAGCCUGGCACGGGCCCUGGGGCGCCAGCUGGUGACGAUGCCUUGCCUGCCUCAGAUGGAGGCCCAGAGCCUAAGCAACUACCUGCAUGGGGCCUUGCAGGGCGGUACCUGGUUGCUGUUGGAAGCCGCCCAGCGCCUGCCCCCUGGCUUGCUCUCCGCCCUGGGCCGGCGCCUGGCUGACCUGCACCACCUCUAUGCCCCGCUGUACCAGGAGGCCUCCCGCAGCAUCAGCACCAUGGACCCCACGCAACCCCAGCUCCUCGGCAGUGGCUUCUUUGAGAAACACCAUGUAUACGUGCGCCUUGGCUAUGGCUCUCUCCUGACGCUGCGCUCCCUGAGCCCUGCCGUGCCUGCCAACCUGCGCUUGCUGCUGCGGCCUGUGGCCUUGACGCUGCCUGACCUGCAGCGAGUGGCAGAGCUGACCCUGCUGGGUGCAGGGAUGCGGGAUGCCUUCCGCAUGGCUUCCUGCCUAUCAAGAUUCUUCGCCCUGGAGCUCGAGCUGGUGUCUGCGCCCCUGCCUUGCCGCUUGGCCCUGCUCCAGCACGUACUGGAAGACAUGAUACAGGAUUUAAACACGACCAAGGAGGGGCCCAGGUCCCAGCAGGCCCACAGCCUGGCUGUGACCGAAGAGGCUGCCCUACUGCGUGCCCUGCUACGCUCACCGCUGUUCAGCAUCCUCACUGGUAUCCGCCUGCACAACCUCCAAGAGCUGCUCUGUGGGCUCUUUCCUAAUGCCAGGCAGCUGUUGGCACAGCCUGUGGCCCACGCGCCGAGGAAGCCACUGCUGGUGGAGGAACUGCAGCAGAUGGGCAUUCAUCCCAGCCCUGACAGUUUGGGGUCCCUGGAGCAGCUGAGCCAGGCUCUGGGCCGGGCUCUGGGUGUUUUGCUCCUGGGCCCUGCUGGCAGUGGCAAAACCACUUGUUGGCACAGCUUAUUUAAGAUCCAGAAUCGGCUGGCGGCCAGGGAGGACGCCUCAACCCAGGGCUGCCAGCCGGUGGAGAUCACGCACCUGUACCCCAAUGUCCUCAGCCCCCAGGAGUUCCUGGGAUGGCUAGAGGGACCCUGCUGGCACCACGGCGUCUUCCCUAGGCUGCUGCGUGCAGCCAGUCCGGGUAAGACUGUGGGCCCAAAGGGGCCACCACAGGAAUCAGUGGGGACCCAGCACUGGAUAAUAUGUGAUGGGGUCGCCAGUGCGGCUUGGCUGGACUCCAUCACCUGCCUCCUGAAAGACGCCCCCCAGCUCAGCCUCCCCAACGGUCAGCAGAUAGCACGACCCCCAGGUACUUUCCUCCUGAUGGAGGUGGGAGAUGCAACAGGCGUGUCCCCCACAGUGGUGAGCCAGUGUGCCCUGGUCUGGUGUGGUGGGGAGCAGACGUGGCAGGGGAUGCUUAGCGUCCUGAUGGCAGCCCUGCCCCACGAGUACCGCCUGCAGCAACACACGGUCACCGAGCUCAACCACCUGGCCAAAGUGCUGGUGCCAGCGACGUUCCAGUUCCUCACCCGCCGGGGCGCCAGCUCUCUGCUGCAUGUACAUGGGCAGCAGCCUGUUUGCCCAGGUGUGGCUGAAGUCACCAGCCUGGCCCGUAUCUUACGCUGUCUGCUGGACCCCUACCUGCGCAUAGAUGAGGGGCAGAAGGCACAUAUCUCAGAAGACCUCAGCUUUAGCGAGGUAGCCCAAAGCUUCAAGUCCUCAAAAAGCAGCUCUCUGAACUGGUCCCAGGUUGACAGGGAUGAUGUACCUAAUCAGCGCAAGGAACAUUUGCUGGCUGUCAGCAGCUUUCUCUUCGCAUUGAUCUGGGGCUUUGGAGCCCACCUUCCCUCCAGGCUCUGGCCCCUCUUUGAUUCCUUCUUGAGGGGUUCUAUUAGUUGCCUCUCCAACUAUCCUGAGCCACCGCCUUCAGCCUUGGUGUUUGAUCUACAUGUGUGCCCUGAUAAUGGGACCCUGGUCCCCUUCACUGGCCAUUACCUGGGCAGCUGCAUCAGGGGAACUCUGGGCACCUUCCACCCUUCUCCGCAGACUGAACGGCUCUUGUAUGUGGUGGACCUGCUUCUGUCAGAGGGACACCCCGUGCUGCUGGCUGGAGAGGCGGCAACCGGGAAGUCCACCUUUGUGGAGGUGCUUGUGGGGCCCCAGCAUCCGUACGUGCGCAGCCCCAUCCACCCUGCCUUCACUCCCACCCACCUUCGCCUGCUGCUGAGUCGAGGGGCCCAGGGCCAAGCACAAGCUGCCCCAUGGCCUGGGCAGCACCUGGAUUCUAAGGGCUCCCUCCUCUUCCUGCUGGAGGAUCUGCACCUGGCCGCUUCUGACCCAGAGAAGAGCUGCCAGCCAGUGUUGGAGACUCUGCGCCAGGCCAUAGAUGGCACGGUGUACGCCCACAGCACCUUGGAAUUGCAGACGCUGCAGCCUGUGGUCAACUUCCUGGCCACGGCCACAGUACCAGGCUUCUGUGAGCGCCCACUGUGCCCACGCCUCUUUCGACUCUUCACAGUGCUGGCCCUGGGGAGCGUGACCCAGGCCAUGCUGCUGAGCAGGCACACACCGAGCAUCCAGGCCUGGCUUGAGCGCUUUCCCUCUGUGGAGCGGGAGGGGCUUCUAGCAAAAGCCUUGGUCCGGGCCUCGGUGGAGGCCUGGGAGGCCGUGGGCAACUGCUUUCUGCCUUCCCCCCUCCACCCACAUUACCGCUUCUCUCUGCACUCUGUGAGCCAACUACUGGGCAGCUUACAGCUGCUGCCCACCAGGAUGGGCUCCCGGGGCUUUCUGGACUGUCCCAGCCAUCAGGAGCACUUGCGCCGGGUGUCAGGCUUGCGUGGCACCCGCCUGACGAUUAUGGUGGCCAUGCGCAACAUGGUGCGUCUCUGGUUGCACGAGGCCCAGAGAACCUUUUGUGACCGGCUGGACAGCCCUAGGGAACGCUCUCACUGCGCCAAGCUGCUCCUAGAAGUAGCUCAGAGUGUGUUCUGCUGUGGGCCAGCACCCCAGAAUGGGGCCAAGGGCUCUGAGGAGGAGGAGGAGGAGGCAGAGGAGAAGGAGGAGAGGGUGCCUGAAGUGGAAUCCGAAGGGGAGCUGGCCCAGUGGGAGGACUUAAGCAACAGCGACAGUGAGACAGAGGAGGAGGAGGACCCUUAUGGCCUGCAGGUCACCACCAGCUCACUCUCCUGUGAUUCGGGUCUAGCACCUUCCACAGUACCAGUAAGGAGGGAGACCAUAGAAAGCCUAAGUCCGAAGAUAAGCCAGGAGGAGGGCACAAAGGCUUCUGGCUACAGACUCCAGUUAAACAGAAGCAAGAAUAGGCGGCAGAAAACCUCCCGGAUGGACAUGGCCUCACCCCUUCUGCUACCAGUGCUACUACUCCGCCCCCAGGAAAAGCCCUCAGACCUGGUGUUCAGUCAGGAGCUGAUCCUGGGGUCCAACUCUGAGAGCCCCAGCUUGUACCUGGAACGGCAGUGGGAGAGCCUGGAGGAGCAGCUGUCCACUGCAGCUGCUCAGUUGAAGCUGAGCGCCCACCUUGCCCGGUGCCACUCCAUGGCCAAGCACGUGGCCCGCCUGGUCCGGGUGCUGGCCAGGCCCCGGCAGCACGGCCUGUUGUUCUCAAGGGCUCUGGGUACUGGGCGCCGUACGGCCAUCACUCUGGCAGCUAGCAUCUGCCAGGCCCGCCUCUUCCAUCUGCCGUCUGGCGCAGAGGACGCCGUCCUUCAGUGCCUACGGGAGGCCAGUUGGCAUGCUGGCGUGUUAGGCCAGCCGGUGGCCCUGCUGGUGCCCAAGGGUGUGGAUCUUACCACCCUUCAUCGUCUGCUGGCCCUGGCAACCUUGGGCAGUUUCCCUGACCAGUAUACAGAGGCAGAUCUGGACCGCAUUGAAGAACAUCUCCCCAGGGAGAACCUUAGUGUCAAGCAGAACAGCAAGAAGGAAACGCUGUUGCAGAGGUUCUAUCAGCAAGUCUGCAACCACCUGCAUAUGUUCAUCCUGCUUGGAGAUGACCAGACCCACAGACAGCUGCCCUCCACCCUUUUCCUGAGGCUUCUUCAACUGGCCAUUGCUAGCAUUGACCGCUAUGAACCCUGGGACCAAGACUCCCUGAUCAGUGUGGUCCGGUACUACCUGGAAAGCGCUCAGAAUCUAUCCAUUGAUGAUGACUCCUUGAAGUGCCCAGACCUCCAGGCGGCAAUUCCCAGGGUGGCCAAAGCCAUGGCUCUCAUUCACCUUUCGGCUGUCAGCUACUAUGGACACCUAUGCCCUGAGUUACCACUCGUCACCCCCAAGACUUUCCUAGACUUUCUGGACGCCUUCAUGCUGCUGCAGCAACAGAUGACUCUGCAGAUUAAGAACAAGUUCCAGCGGAUCCAGAAUGCCUUAGAAAAUUUGAGAAUGCUGAUCGAGAAGCACAAUGCCUACACCAACUUUGUCUUCAACUUGGAAGAGCUGCUGAAAGGCUCCCGCAAGACCGUCAGCAUACAUCAGCAGCAGCUAGAGAAGGGCAAGCUGCUGUUCAGGCAGCAGCUAGGAGAGUGUCAGCAGCAGGAGAACCUCAUCGGGAACCUGAUCAAGCAGCGGGAUGCCCUGCAGGCUCAGCAUGAGGCUUUCCUGGAGCAGAUGGGCAAGGCCUUCCUGGGACCUCUGAGCCAGCUGCAGGUGGCUGACUUUGAGGAGAUACGGAGCUAUCGAGCGCCACCAGAAUCAGUGGUCCAGGUGACCGAUGCACUGUGCGACCUGUUCCACUGUGAAAGAGGCUGGGCCAGUGCCAAGCAACUCUUAGGCACCGAGGAUUUUUAUCAGGAGCUGGUGUUCUUCCCCAAGGAGAAGAUGACGGACUCAGAGAUGAUAAAGUUAACCCAAGCUCUGAAGGCUCCAGGUAUGAGUGACGCAGCUCUGCGGGCAGUAAGCAUACCCGCAGCAAACCUGGCCGCCUGGCUCUGGGCUGUUCUGCGCUAUGGGCUGGCCCAGCGCCGAGGACUGCCCACGGGCCUACUGCUGCGGCAGAUCGAGGCCACGCUGGCUCGGGAGCAGGCCCGCCUGGGCCACUGCCAGUUUCAGGCCCAGGAGACCCUAGAGCACAAUUUGGAUCUGGCCAAGACGCUGGAAGAGGCCCGGGCUUCGAACAACCGUAUGAUAGAGAAACUCAGUCAGGCUCAGUGUGGCCAAUAUCACAAGUGGCCCAUCAAGGCUGCACUGCUCACACCCAUGCACUCCUGGACUACAGAGCUCCAGAAGUUGAAGGGGCACUGCCUGACUGUGUUCGGAGACGCCCUCCUGUGUUCAGCUGCCAUCAUCUACCUGGGUCCUUUCCCGCCAGUGCGGCGCCAGGAGCUACUAGACAAGUGGCUGGCUCUGUGUAGGGGCUUUCAGGAGACCCUGGGCCCAGAUGAUGUGGCACAAGCCCUGAAGCAGAAGCAGAAAUCUGUCGUCGUGCCACCAAAGAAACCCCUGCUCUCCGUACGCUCUCCCUUCAGCCUUCUGUCCUUGCUGAGCUCCGAAUCCGAACAGUUCCAGUGGGACCGAGACCUGAAGCCCCAGGCGAAGUCAGCCCGCCUGGCAGGCCUGCUUCUACGAAGCAACACCCACUACUCCAGUUGCCGUUGGCCUCUGGUGCUUGACCCCGGCAACCAGGCCCUCAUCUGGCUGAACCCACUGCCUCUGCAAGAGACUAGAUGCCUGGCUCCAGGCCCCACAGAGUACAGAGGUAAAGGCUUUGUGAGAAAUCAAGAAGAAGAGGAGGAAGACGACAGUCGUGAAGAGUGUGAUAAGGCUAAGGACAAGACAAAAGAGCGGAAGACAGAGGACAGGGAAAAUGAGGAGGAGGAGGGAGAAAAGGAAGAGGAGCAAGAACACGAGGAGGAGGAUGAGACAGAGAGGCAGGGGUCAAGGCCAGCCUCUGACACUGGGUCUCUGCCCCUUCCCUACCUUCGUGUACUCUCAGGCACUGACCCAGAGUUGGGUCCUCAGCUCUGGGAGGCAGCUGCCAGUGGCCUGCCCGUGCUACUGACCAACAUGGAGCUGGGCCUAGGGUGCCAAGAACUGCAGUGGCUACUGCAGCGGGAGGAGCUGAGCCCUUCCCAGGUGCAGCCGGGCUUCUGUCUCUAUCUGAGCACUAGUCUCCCCCUCAGCGCCUUGGAAAAAGUGCUAGGUUAUGAACUGCUGAAGGGGCUGAAUGUGCUGGAUCUGAGCCUGAACAUGGAUAUCCUAGAAGACCAGAUGCUGCAUGAAAUCUUGGGCAUAGAGUGUCCCGAGCUCAAGAGCCGUUGGCGGGACCUAAAGACCAGAGCCCUGGACAGCUGUGCAGCUGUGGAGGCUGCUGAGGAGCGGCUGCUGCUGAUGCUACUCCAGAACCCAAAACAUCAGAAACCAGCUAAAUUCCUACGGGACAUGGUGAGGGCGCAGGCAGAGCUAUGUCAGCUGCGCGCUCACUGCGAGGAUCUAGAAGAGCUGAGACUGCAGGAGGUGGCAUUGUGGGCGCCCUAUAGGCGUGUGGUCUGGCACGCGAUGGCCAUAAUAAAGGCCCUUAGCCCGCUGCAGAACCUGCUGCCCCUUUUCCGCAUGAGCCCCGACAACUGGCUAGCGGCCACCAAGCGGGCUCUGAACAGCGUGAAGCAGUGUGAGAUUCACCAGGGGGAGGACCUGCCCAGCCAUCUGCUGCAUCUGAGAACACAGCUGACCCGCCAGCUACUGGGCAGCACCGUGGCUGCCCUGGGCCCGACCCAAGUACCACUGGUGGGAGCCUUGGGUGCUUUGGCGCUGCUGCAAGUGGCAAGGAAAGCACCAGAGCUGGAGAGGCUAGCCUUUGUGCCUGGCCUGGCAGCCUCCCCUAGCACGGGCUACAGCAAGCCAGGGGUGGCUCGGCCGGCCUGGCUGGGGCUGAGAGCCUGGCAUGAAUGUGGCCUGUUGGAGAUGUUGCCCCCGUUUCCGGGGCUAUGUGCAUCCCUGGCAGGCCAGUCCAGUGUUUGGCAGGCUUACCUGUCAUUGUCAUCCACAGUGCUGGGUCCUGCACCUGGGCCUGGGCCUGGACCCGAUCCACUCAGCCUCCUCCAGAAGCUGAUUCUGUGGCGUGUGCUGCGACCUGAGUGCCUGGCAGGCGCCCUGGCAGACUUUACCACCAGCCUCCUGGGCCGGCCCCUGGACGAAAACCUGGGUGCCUCCACCAUACCCUUCGAACACAGCCAGGCUACUCAGCCUGUGCUGAUCUUGUUGCCACCACCUGGUCACCCCACAGCCACCAUGCAUCCCCUGACUGUCAUCCAGAAACUGGCUGCCAGGCAUGAGCAGGGGCAGAAGCAUCUGGAGGUGAUCGCCCUAGGCUCUGAAGCCUGGGACCCAGUGUCAGCGGUGGUCAGCACGCUAUGCCAGGCUAUGCACAGAGGGCACUGGCUGGUGUUGGAGAACUGUCAUCUGAUGCCUCGCUGGCCAAAGGAGCUGCUACAGCCCUUGCUGGGGCUGUUGGAUGGAGCCAGGGUGGUCUCGGACCUGGAGUUAGAACCGCUUCUAGCCCGACCCGCAAGCAGGAGUGUGACGACCGUCCACAGAGAUUUCCGUCUUUGGCUUAUUUUGUCUGCAGAGGCUAUUGCUUCCUUACCAGCUGCGCUGACUCAGCACUCCAUGCCUGUUUUCUGGGAGCAGUCUCUGGAGCUGGGCCACGUCUUGAUGGACAGCUUGGAGCUAGCCCAGCAAGAACACUCUGUGCAACCCCCAGCAAGGGUGCUGCCUCUGCUUCUCUUACAUGGCCUCCUGCUACACCGGCAGCAAUAUGGAAUGAAGCUGCAGGCACACAGGGGGCGCUGGAGUCCAGUGACCCUGACGCAGGUCCUUCAGAUCCAAGAGCAGCUGUGGGCCGGUCUUAGCAAUCCCAGUGCUGCCAUGCAGGAGCUAGCGGCUUCCGUUUUCUAUGGGGGUCCUGUGGGAGACAAGAAGGACAGGGAGGCCCUGAUUAGCCUAACACAGGCCUGCCUGAGCCCCAACAGCCGGAGCUGGGCUCAACCACACACACCCCAGUAUCUGCUGUCUACUCUGUUGCCCAGCCCAGAGCUAGGGGAGCUGGAUGCUUUGGAAGAGUGCAAGGCCCAGAUGCACCUCUUGCCCACACCUCCUGAACCCCAGAGCUGCGGACUGAGCGCUGGCCCCCAGGCCUGGCUGUUACGACGCCAGAGCCAAGCUCUCUUGAACGCGCUGCAGCGGAGUUUACCCACUUGGGUUUCUGCGUCUCGAGGAGGCUCCCGACGCGCUGAAAGGCGGCUGCGGCAGCGCCUAGUGCAGGCCAAGUGGAGGCUGGAGUCGCUGCAGGCUCUGCUGGCGGAGACCGCCCGUCAGGAAGAGUCUGGCGCCGGGUGGCUGGUGCUGGGACUGAGCUCGCAGCGGCCCCUGCAGGCCUUCCUCCAGACAGAGGUGCUGGAGCUGAGCCAGCUGGCGGGCGCACUGCUGCGGGACCUGGAUUGCCUGUUGCAGCAGCUGCAGGGCUCGCCCCCGUGCGCCUCCCCGCGCUGUGCGGCCGUGGCCCAAGCUCUCUGGACCGGCCGCCUACCCCCGCCUUGGCGUCCCCAUGCGCCUGCCGGCCCCCAGCCACCCUGGCACUGGCUGCGACAGCUGUCGCGCCGUGGGCAGCUGUUGGUUCGCUACCUGGGCGUGGACACCAAAGUACCAGAGCGCAUCUUUCACCUCUCAGCCUUUCGCCACCCACGCCGCCUGCUGCUGUCACUGCGUUGGGAGGCUACCUUUGCUACCACCGCCCUGAACCAGCGUGCGCCUAGCUCGAAUUUCUCUGGUUGCCAAGGCUCCAGCUCCAGUGGGUUCCCCCAUAAACAUCAGGAGCUGAACAGCAACCCUUUGCACCUCCAGGUGGUGAAUGGUCCAAAUCCUACCGUUCCAGAGAUGGGGCUGCUGCUGAUUGGGCUCCAGCUCCGGAAUGCCGAGUGGGACCCGUUAGCAGGGGCCCUGCAGGACAGCACCUGCAGCCAGCCCAGCCCUCUGCCUCCGAUCAGCGUCAGUGCCCAGGCCCGGGGCCCCAGUGACUUGCCACCCCCACCUGGCCUGGCUGUGUAUUCCUGUCCUGUGUACCUGGAAGGGCCCCUAGGUAUCACUAGGCUGCACAGCAGGCACAUUCUGAUGCACCUGCCCCUGCCCACGAAGCUCAGCCCCGCCACCUGUGACCAACGGAGGGUCCAUGUGUGCAGCCCACCUUUGCUGUGA